This is a messenger RNA of Staurois parvus, 391 nucleotides long. NCBI's taxonomy places the organism in Eukaryota, Metazoa, Chordata, Amphibia, Anura, Ranidae. The record is from the annotation of a GenBank genome assembly.
AUUGUAUACACCUGUGUCCAUGGAGGGGAUUGGAACACCUGAAUCACAUGAUAUGGAGGGGAUUGAAACACCUGAAUCACAUGAUAUGGAGGGGAUUGGAACGCCUGAAUCACAUGAUAUGGAGGGGAUUGGAACGCCUGAAUCACAUGAUAUGGAGGGGAUUGGAACGCCUGAAUCACAUGAUAUGGAGGGGAUUGGAACACCUGAAUCACAUGAUAUGGAGGGGAUUGGAACACCUGAAUCACAUGAUUGGGAGGGGAUUGGAGCACCUGAAUCACAUGAUAUGGAGUGGAUUGGAACACCUGAAUCACAUGAUAUGGAGGGGAUUGGCACACCUGAAUCACAUGAUUGGGAGGGCGGGGCUAAUACUUUUGGCCAUAUAGUGUGUAUG